CAUCAGAGGUGUGAUCUCUUGUACUGUAACCAAGCAAAGUACACUCGGGAUAUUAUGGUUACCGCGCGCUGGCAUACCGCCCUCAAACGUGCUCUGCAGGAGGAAGAAGGGAUGAAAAACGUCUUUCAGCUCGCAACUACCGACGUCAACACCACUCCAUAUGUUCGCAGCAAUGUCCUUCGGGACCAUAUCAUUCACCCAUCCUUACCUUCUCUGCCCCUGCUCCUCGCAACCACAGAUAUCCGUAUUCCAAAGGUCACUCAGAUUAAGUCCAACCCCAGCCACCGCGUGGAAGCGCAUUUCUGGAUCGAAGCCACAAACGAGCAAUUCCGCAUUUCGGGGCGUGCUGCUAUCUACCCCUCACCGGAACUUAGUGAGCAAAAAGGAAUCGAAGGAGUGGGGGAGGUGUAUGAUGCAUUCAGGAGUCAGGGAUGGAACUGGGAGGACGAGCGAAGGAAGCAAUUUGACAAUGUCGGCGCCCACAUGCGCGCAUCAUGGUGCCGGCCCGUUCCCGGUUCCCCCAUGAACUCUUACAGCGAUGCAGAGAAGUGGCCAGUCAAGAUCGCGAGACCCGGAGAGGAAGGGUACGACGCGAAGAAUUACGAGGAAGCGCUAGGACACUUCGCACUGCUUCUGAUUGACCCCGUUGAAGUUGACUAUGUCGAACUCGGGGUUAUGCCUAACCGGAGGACAAAGUUCGUUAGACAGGAAUCGGAUGGCGAGAGGUGGAAGGAGGUGAUCUUGGUCCCGUAAUUUUCGGGACCUUCCAGGGUUCCAUGAACCUUUUAGACUUGUAAAGGCAGAAACCAUUGUUAAACAGAAUUGGAUGUACGAUACAUACCACUAGCUAGACGUAAGACUCAGGAGCAUUGACACUUCACGCCAAUCGAUGCAUCAAUGAUCGCGGUCCAAUACCAAAAUUUCACACUGUC
Messenger RNA from Suillus paluster, 932 nucleotides. RefSeq lists its product as uncharacterized. Lineage: Eukaryota; Fungi; Basidiomycota; Agaricomycetes; Boletales; Suillaceae. The transcript is spliced from 2 exons. The record is from RefSeq and is a predicted model, not a curated record. The coding region runs from base 55 to 753 and encodes 232 amino acids. Gene Ontology annotation, molecular function: FMN binding.